CAAGAGACGCCCGACGUACGUUCAUCAGCGACACGACACGACAACCCAUCGUCCCUUCGCUUUUCGAGUCCCGUUCGGAAAGCGACCUUGAGAGGAACACCGCAAAAAUGGCUGACGAGCACUACAACGCCGAGGAGGCUGCCGAGAUCAAGAAGAGAAGACAGUUCCGCAAGUUCACCUACCGCGGUAUUGACCUCGACCAGCUCCUUGACCUCUCCUCCGAACAGCUCCGUGAUGUCGUUCACGCCCGCGCUCGUCGUCGCUUCAACCGCGGUCUGAAGCGCAAGCCCAUGGGUCUCAUCAAGAAGCUCCGCAAGGCCAAGCAGGAGGCUCGCCCCAACGAGAAGCCCGACCUCGUCAAGACCCACCUCCGUGACAUGAUCGUUGUCCCCGAGAUGAUCGGCAGCGUCAUCGGUAUCUACUCCGGUAAGGAGUUCAACCAGAUCGAAGUCAAGCCCGAGAUGGUUGGCCACUACCUGGGUGAAUUCUCUAUCUCCUACAAGCCCGUCAAGCACGGUCGUCCCGGUAUCGGUGCCACCCACUCUUCCCGUUUCAUUCCCCUCAAGUAAAGAAGAAAAGCUUUAUUGGAUGGAGUGUCGUCGUGUGGAGGAGGAACUCGGGCGUACGGAAUGUUGCUGGGAGGAUCUCUACGGAUAAAGGAAAAAAAGAAUCAAAACUGGAUGGAUACCCAUAUGGCAUUUCUUUGGGUUCUCAUCUUCUUACCUUGUAUGUCCAAGUGCGGGUCAGCUGUUUGCAUCUCAAUAUAAAGGUCUUGUCGGCAAUAUGAGAACGAAAAAAAGAAAGAAACCAACCGGAUCCUUCUAAAUCUCACGAUCCAAGCCCCUUUUGUCCUGGAUGGAAGGGGGCGCAGAGGCUUUGCUCUUCCUUUUGUUGGUUAGCUUACGAAGGAUGGCAGUCUAAUUUAACGAUUUCACUUUUCAC
Aspergillus welwitschiae is the source of this 942-nucleotide messenger RNA. Its product is annotated as 40S ribosomal protein uS19. Gene Ontology annotation, cellular component: cytosolic small ribosomal subunit; ribosome. NCBI's taxonomy places the organism in Eukaryota, Fungi, Ascomycota, Eurotiomycetes, Eurotiales, Aspergillaceae. The transcript has 5 exons. The coding region runs from base 108 to 569 and encodes 153 amino acids. Gene Ontology annotation, molecular function: RNA binding; structural constituent of ribosome. Gene Ontology annotation, biological process: translation; ribosomal small subunit assembly. The record is from RefSeq and is a predicted model, not a curated record.